Molecule: messenger RNA, 907 nt
Organism: Linum tenue
Lineage: Eukaryota; Viridiplantae; Streptophyta; Magnoliopsida; Malpighiales; Linaceae
Source: the annotation of a GenBank genome assembly
AUGGCAAGUGUGAGAAGUACAUUCAUCACAAUUAGCUUGGUGGCUACAAUAGCAAUGGCGGUCCUUUUCAAUUUAUCCAUGGCUGCCAGUUAUACAGUUGGAGGUCCCAACGGUGGGUGGGAUGCUGCCACUGACCUUCAAACUUGGGCUACUUCUAAAACAUUCCAAGUUGGGGAUAACUUAAUUUUCCAGUACGCGCCAAGCCAUGACGUGGUGGAAGUUCCACAGACAGACUACACCUCCUGCCAGGCGACCACCCCGAUCCAAUCUUACACCGGCGGUGCCACCGUUGUCCCUCUCACAUCCUCCGGCGAUAGAUACUUCAUCUGCGGGACGCCGGGACACUGCAGCGGAGGAAUGAAGCUCCAAGUUAACGUCCUCGCAACUUCCCCUGCCCCUGCUGCCGCCACGCCAGAGGAAUCCCCUGCAUCCUCUCCGCCGGCGUCGGAGGACUCCCCUCUCCUCCCCCCUGCUUCUUCCUCCCCGUCUGAUCUCCCGUUCCCCACCGCCGAUUCGCCGGCGGAAUCUCCAGAAAUGUCGCCUCUGGGAUCUUCGAUCCCGGUCUUCGGAAGCUCCCCUGCAUAUUCCCCUGCAUCGGUCUCUUUCCCCACUGGGACCUCUGCUCUGACUCCGCCGGUUGCCACAUCGUCGGCGGGCAGAAAUGGGUUCUGGGUUGGUGGGGUUUCCGCCGGAUUCUGCUCCCUGGCUAUGAUUGCAAUGCUUCUGUAGGCUUGAUUUUCAUGCUUUUCUUUCCUCCCUGCGGGAUGAUUUAUGUGCAUUCUUUUGAGACCUGAUGGCGUUUUGAUUCCCUAAAUUGAUCGCUUUGAUUUGUAGUGUUGAUUGUGUUUGUUGAAUCUAUCCCAGUUUGUUACCCUUUCUUUUGGUUUUCGCAUUCCUUUUACCUCCU